AUGAGCAGAAAACGUACAAUAGAUGUUGCACUUGGUCGUCAAUAUGGAAAAACUGAUCUCGAACGAGUCGGUUUCUUUGACGAUCCCUCACCAGGCCCUUUUGAUGCGUACCGAGGGCCUGAGAAAUUUCGCGAUAAAGGACGCCAAAUUCUCGGCGGACCGUCCAAUAUAUUAUUCGAAAAGAAGUUUGAGCGAAUUUUUGAAGGAGAGGCACUUACGGAAUUAUGGCGUGAUGAAGCAAAGAAACGGUUACCAGACGAGAAAAGGAAGAUUGGUGAUCGUAUGCUACCGACAUCUCCAUCGAAGAAGCACUCAACGCCCGGAGAUUCAUACGGAUGCUUCACUAAAUCUUCUUACUUUAGUCCGGAGUUGAAGGUAGAAGCGAGAAAAAAGACGCCAGUUCUGCCUAAUAUGAAGAUCAAGCCCAAUCCGCUUGGUGGGCCGGGAUACGCGGAUAUUUGCCUCAAUCCUUAUCCGUCGUACUCCCACGAGCCUUACGAUGAUCGUGUCGAAAGAGUUGUUGGCAAAAAAGUGGUGUCUGAAGGCCGAUUCUUGACGACUAGUGCGCCGUUGGAUCAUUUCCCCCCCAAUCCUUACGAGGAUGAGAGACCGGGGCCCACUUACGUCCGUCCGGUCGAGAUUGCAAGGAAGACACUCGGUGCCGCGCGAUUCUAUGUCCCUUUCCCCAAGAAACCCGGCGGAAAUCACGAUGGUUGCUUCAGCAAGUUUCCAGAGUACACGAGCGAUCCUUAUGUUAAGCUGAAGGAUAAAGUUGUCGCUGAACCUAAGUUUAUAAGUGGUGGACCGUCUCUACGGUCGAAAUACACGGACAGUAUUAUCGCCCAGAUAACGAGAAUAUCGUGCAAUGCUCGCAAUUAUUCGGAAUAUCGAGAACGAGCGUAUCCUCUACACUAG
Linepithema humile (Argentine ant) is the source of this 915-nucleotide messenger RNA. RefSeq names its product cilia-and flagella-associated protein 96-like. Gene Ontology annotation, cellular component: centrosome. The record is from RefSeq and is a predicted model, not a curated record. Lineage: Eukaryota; Metazoa; Arthropoda; Insecta; Hymenoptera; Formicidae.